Molecule: messenger RNA, 2619 nt
Organism: Colius striatus (speckled mousebird)
Lineage: Eukaryota; Metazoa; Chordata; Aves; Coliiformes; Coliidae
Gene: PDLIM3
Product: PDZ and LIM domain 3
Exons: 8
Coding region: 135-1229 (364 amino acids)
Biological process (GO): actin cytoskeleton organization; muscle structure development; heart development
Cellular component (GO): stress fiber; filamentous actin; Z disc
Molecular function (GO): muscle alpha-actinin binding; actin binding
Source: RefSeq, a predicted model, not a curated record
CUUCCUAAGAGGUAUAUAAGGUCAGCUGCCCUGUCCGGCAGGUGCUCUGCAGAGAACACUCUUCCUCCUACAGCUCUGCUCCUCACACAGACCCAAGGAAAACAGACCAAUAAUCUAGGGGAAAACUCUCCACAAUGCCACAAAAUGUUAUUCUACAAGGACCGGCACCCUGGGGAUUCAGGCUCUCAGGAGGAAUAGAUUUUAACCAACCCUUAAUCAUAACCAGGAUUACACCUGGAAGCAAGGCUUCAGCUGCCAACCUGAGCCCUGGUGAUGUUAUAGUAGCUAUUGAUGGUCUAAGCACAGAGAAUAUGACACAUAAUGAUGCCCAGGAGAGAAUUAAAGCAGCUGCACAUCAGCUUUGUUUGAAAAUAGAGAGGACAGGAACUAAAUUAUGGUCCCCACAAGUUUCAGAAGAUGGCAAAGCACAUCCCUACAAGAUAAAUUUGGAAGCUGAACCACAGGAUGUGAACUACUUUGAACACAAGCAUAAUAUUCGGCCCAAACCUUUCAUAGUCUCAGGCCGAAGCAGCGGAUGCAGCACUCCUUCGGGGAUUGACUGUGGCAGUGGACGCAGUACCCCUUCUUCAAUUAGCACGGUUAGCUCUAUCUGCCCUACUGAGCUGAAAGCAGUGUCUAAGAUGGCCCCAAACAUUCCCUUGGAAAUGGAGCUUCCUGGUGUCAAGAUUGUACAUGCACAGUUUAACACACCUAUGCAGUUGUACUCAGAUGACAAUAUCAUGGAAACACUGCAAGGUCAAGUUUCUACAGCUCUGGGGGAAACACCUGCAAUAAGUGACCCAUCUCCCAACUCACUGCCUCAGUCUGACGUGUACAGGAUGCUGCAUGCCAACCAGGAAGAGCCCAGCCAACCUCGCCAAUCUGGCUCCUUUAAGGUGCUCCAGAACUUAGUCUCCGAGGAAGGUGAUGGACGCCCUGUGGGUACAAGAAGUGUGAAAGCACCUGUAACAAAGUCCCCUAGUGCCAUGCCUGGUGUCCAGAAAGUGCCACUGUGUGACAAAUGUGGGAAUGGGAUUCUAGGAACAGUGGUGAAGGCACGUGACAAAUACCGGCACCCAGAAUGUUUUGUGUGCUCCGAUUGCAAUCUCAACCUGAAACAAAAAGGCUACUUCUUUGUGGAGGGCCAAUUAUACUGUGAAGCUCAUGCACGAGCUCGCAUGAGGCCACCAGAGGGAUAUGAAGCAGUUACUGUUUACCCAAAAUGCUAGUCUUACCAUAACACACAAGUAUAUGCAUGCACAUGAAAAGCCAUGAAGAGCUUAGAACUGCAGUACAAUUGUCAGGACUUCUGCCUGAUUCCAAAAUAGCAGCUUUUAAACCUUUAUUUGUUGGAUUCUGAGUGAGGUGGAAGUCCUCGUUAGGCAGCAGUAGUAUAUUAUACCAGUAAAAUUCUGUUAAAAUACUGUCUUUGAACUUGCCAAUACAACUCAUUGAAAUAUAAACUAAAACAGCUGUACUGGAAUAAAAAAGUGAACCAGUGAGGUAUUACAUGUUUACUACAACAUACAACUACAUGCUGUAAUCAAUUUUUAACUUAAUUUAAGCAUCUGUGCCAACACUGAAGCCAUCAAAGUGUUACAGGCUGGGCCCUGACAAGUGUAGGAACUGAUGGGUGAUUAGAAAAGCAGCUAUUUUACAUGGAUAAUACAAAACAAGCAGUUGUUCAUGUGUGCUUCCACCAUUUAUUACUCAGCUACCAUUAAUGUAUGCCAAAAAUAGGUUUUGCUUACUUUGCUUUGAAUUUGAGGUUAUAUUGACUUAAUUUUCUGAUACAGCCGCUAUGAUAAGGAAUACAUUAUGUCAUACAAUAAAAUGGCUCGUAUACUGAAGACAGUUUAGUAUGAAGUAAAACAGAACUUCUACGCUGUUUUAAUGAUUUGCAAUGGUAUCAGCUUUCACAUCACUUAGCAGAAAAUUGUGCUGAGGCUUGCACACACAUACAUUGAUUUUUUUGGACAAAAAAAACCAAACAACAAACCACAGUCUAAUAGGAAUUCACUGCAAACUGAAAGGAAAAGUAAAUUUAAAAACUUUUCUGAUAAAAAUGGUACUGUUUUUUUUGCGACUGCAUCUUUCCACAUCCAUAAUAGAAGCAAUUGUGAAAUAUGACCAUAAUACCUUAAGUGCUGCUAAAUUAAAACUUGACAACUUUAAAAAGACACAUUAAUUAAAAUAUGCAAAUGCAAAAACUUUUCUAAAAAGCCUGGUAAAAUCCUAAGGAAAAAAAAUGAAAUAAUAUAGUUUUCAAAGCAAUUUCUGACAGUUUUUAAGGGCUAUAUUGUUUUCAGGUAGGUGCCAGCUACACAUACACAUCUGACCAAAAAACUGAACCUUAGGAUUUUAAAAAAACAUCAAUAUAACUCAUAAAUGAUUUAUUGGGGUAUUUUGAACCUGCUUUAAAGUAGAAAAAUCUAAAACGUUUUAUAUCAAGUCUACAAGACUAGCAGAAAUUAACAACUCAGUGCCAAAUUAUCUCAUAUGCUUCUUCCAUUCUACAAUAUAAGAAGUUUAAAUUGUAAAAAGAAUAUGGAAUCAAAAUAAGAAGCUGUACAUACUUUAUUUCAAAAAUUCUGAUAAAUCUUGAAGCUUGAAAUACAA